This is a messenger RNA of Trichoderma gamsii, 4323 nucleotides long. RefSeq lists its product as hypothetical. The coding region runs from base 1 to 4323 and encodes 1440 amino acids. Gene Ontology annotation, molecular function: mRNA binding; helicase activity. The transcript is spliced from 4 exons. The record is from RefSeq and is a predicted model, not a curated record. Lineage: Eukaryota; Fungi; Ascomycota; Sordariomycetes; Hypocreales; Hypocreaceae. Gene Ontology annotation, biological process: mRNA splicing, via spliceosome. Gene Ontology annotation, cellular component: catalytic step 2 spliceosome.
AUGCCUACCGCGAAGCGAUCCAGAGGCACCGGCGCCGGCAGAGCAGCAGCGACACGUCCGCCGCCAAAGGACACCGCAGACGGCCGUCCAACGCCCGCAGAGGUGGAGGAGCAGGAGCACCAGUUUGUGCAGAUUGCGCGGAAGCACUGGCUGAAGCCUGGCAAGAAGACUGCCAAGGUCAAGGUCAAGAAUGACGUGGUCAAGCAGGGCAUCUGGGAUGUUUUGGAGCAGGAUGGCUUCUCAUAUAAGCUGCUGCUGCUGCUGGAGAGCUUACAGACAUUGGAGAACUACCUAUGGCCUGGAUAUUCCGACGAGUCGUCCAACCAUCAUGUCCUCAUAUUAGCUUUGAUCUGCAACGUCAAGAGGCGUGAGCACCUCGAAACAUGGAAAAUCUUCGAGGAGAGACCCGACGACUUUUCGUCCCUGUUCCGCCGCAUUCUAUCCAUGACCCUCGACCGCACAUUGUCUACGACCUUGCGAACGCACCUCCUCUGCUUCCUCAUCUAUGCCUUCCAGAGCCUCGAUUGCACCAUUGUGAGAAAGGAAUGUGCUCCUUUGGUAUCAAUUGGCAUCUGGCAUAACCUAUCUACUGAGAAGCGCCAAGAGGCCCAUCUCGACUCCUCCCCGCAUCUUAGAAAAGCUUGGAGAGCUGCCCAAAAACGAUAUGAUGCGGCAGAUGAGGCCACCAAAGCGCGGCUACGGUUCGAGCGUUCGUGGUUGUACACCCUCAUUCUUGAUUUUACCAACCAACUGUACGACGAGAGUGGCCAGUCAGACCAGACGCUUCUUUACUGUGAACGAUUCACCGAGUUUAUAUCUGAUCUGCAGAGCCAACUGCCUACUCGGCGAUAUGUCAAUUCCCUAGUCCAAGACUUGCAUCUCGUUCCUUUGAUGAGGCUGUCUCCGCUUUAUAACGACGUGUCUAGCGCUCUGCUGCGUGAUCUUCACGCUCUUCUCUCUCACUACACAUUCUUUGCCAUUGAUGACCAGACUGGCAUACAGUUGAACCGAACAGAGGCCUUUGAUAGGCAUUGCACAUUACUCGGCAAGCUUCAGCGGAUUGCCUUGAAGCAUUUCAAAGAUAAGCUCACCAUCCUGGCUCUGUCAAAUUACGGCGCAGUUGAUAAGCGAGAGGAGUUGGUAUCACAUCUUGAGCCUCUGUCCGAUGGCGAGCUGCUGGAGCUGGUGAAUCUUUUGGAUCUCAGGUCCACAUACCCUGAUAGUUUCAAUGUGGCCAUUGAUCGCAAAUUUCUCAUCGAGUUUCUCCUGACUACUUUUGAGCGAAAGAAGACCUUCCAGGAAGUUGCUCAGAGAAUAAGCUUGGUUCCAAGCGAAGACACCCUGUUUGAUGAGGGCUUUCAACGGGCAGAUUCCUACGACGGCUCACAUCCUCUAGCCCUCCCAAAGCUGAAUCUGCAGUAUCUUUCGGUUGGUGAUUUUCUCUGGAGGGCACUGGUACUCUAUCGCUGCGAGUCGUUCUAUGGGAUCCGCAAGGAUAUCGAGGCUGCGCUGCGCCGUCUUCGACCAGAAAGCAGACGGCCUGGUGAAACACACUUUGCGGGCUUCUCAAAAAUGGCGAUGCCAAUUGCUAAACCGACAAUACUAGAAGUCGUUCCUGCUCUCGUUGGAGACGAUAAACCGUCUGUAGUUCGGGCUGAAGUAUCCUUUGAUGUGAAACGCUUAGGAGACGGUGUGCGCAGAGAGUGGGACACACUUCGUCCAGGCGAUGUCGUCUUUUUGCUAGCAGUCCAGCCCCCUGCAUCCAGCCAAGGAGUAACCAAUGGCAGUUCAACCCAGUCAGAAGCUAAUAAGGCCGGCGUCCUGGCGGUACGAACUGCUGAAGUUGUUCAGAUCACGGACGACAGAGGCCGUCACACUAGAGAAAGGGGAGAACGCCUGGAUCCAAAACGGCGCAUUCAGCUCAAGCUAGAUUCGGCAACUUACGCCCAUGAUGCUGAGCAAGCCGCGGUGGGUAAGCCCGAUGUCUAUGCAGGCAUUAACUUGCUGCUCAGGCGGAACAAGAGGGAGAACAAUUUUAAACCUGUUUUGGAAGCUAUCCGCACCCUUGUCUUAUCCGAUAUGCCACUACCUUCAUGGCUUUAUGAAGUGUUUUUGGGUUAUGGCGACCCAGCUGGCGCCCACUACAAGAACCUGCCGAAUAGGCUCAAGACAAUCGACUACAGAGACACAUUUUUGGGCUGGCAGCAUCUUGUUGAAAGCUUGCCUGGAAAGACGGUUGAGCCGGGUGAUGAUGUAACUGGCAGUUUUGGACCGCCAUAUGUACUUGAAGCAGUCGACAAAGCAGAAGAGCCUCAGGGUGGCAAGCCAUCCAAAAAGCGACGGCGCGAUUUGGAACCGGCACUGCUGUCAGAGGUAGAAACUCUCAAGGUUUCCACCUACAAGCCUCCCAACAAUGGCCCUUAUCCCUUUGAUGCGCCAAAGCAAAACGCUGUGAGGUUUACUGCUGCUCAAAUCGAGGCCAUCAUGUCUGGAUCUCAACCUGGAUUGACCGUCGUUGUCGGACCCCCAGGCACAGGCAAGACCGAUGUCGCUACACAAAUCAUAAACAACAUUUACCAUAACUUUCCGAACCAAAAGACAUUGCUUAUCGCCCAUAGUAACCAGGCUCUCAACCAACUCUUUUCUAAAAUCAUUGCACUGGACAUCGACGAAAGACACCUAUUACGUCUCGGUCACGGCGAGGAAGAUUUGGACACUGAAGGCAGCUUCAGCAAGUAUGGUCGCGUCGAGUCCUUUUUGGACAACAGGGACAGGUUUCUUUUUGAGGUUAAGAAGCUGGCAGAAAGCUUGGGGGCUCCAGGAGCACAUGAAAACUCGGCUGAAACCGCAGGGUAUUUCAACGUUGCUUAUGUAGAGCCAGCCUGGGCCAAGUUUCUUCUGGUAGCAGAGUCCGACGCGUCUAGCGCGGCUGACAUUGUCCAGCAUUUCCCUUUUCACGCUUACUUUGCGGAUGCUCCUCAGCCCCUAUUCCCCGAGGAAGCAGACCGAGCACAAGUCCUGGAUAUUGCUCAGGGAUGUUACCGCCACAUUUCCAAGAUCUUUUCUGAGCUGGCAGACAUCCGGCCCUUUGAGAUCCUGCGACGUGAGAAGGACAAGGCCAACUAUCUCCUCACUAAUGAAGCUCGCAUUGUUGCAAUGACAACCACCCACGCGGCCAUCAGGAGAGGUGAGAUUGCGGCACUCGGCUUUCACUAUGACAAUGUUGUUAUGGAAGAAGCGGCACAAAUUACCGAGAUUGAGACGUUCAUUCCCCUUGCAAUGCAAAAGCCUGUAGACGGGCAACUGCCACUGCAACGAGUCGUAUUAUGCGGAGACCAUUUCCAAAACUCGCCCGUUAUCCAGAGCUUGGCGUUCCGACACUAUGCCAACCUGGAACAGUCGCUAUUCUCACGACUGGUCCGGCUUGGUGUGCCCACGGUGACCUUGGAUCAACAAGGUCGUGCUCGGCCAUCCAUCGCCAAGCUGUACGAGUGGCGGUACCCCAAGCUCGACAGCCUUCCCGACGUACAGACCAACCCAGAGUUCUUGCGGGCCAAUGCUGGCUUCAAAUACGACUUCCAAUUCAUUAAUGUUCCUGACUACAAGGGCAAGGGUGAAGCGGAACCGACGCCGCACUUUAUUCAGAAUCUUGGUGAGGCUGAAUACGCGGUGGCCAUUUACCAAUACAUGCGGCUCCUAGGAUACCCGGCCGAAAAGAUUAGCAUACUUACAACAUAUGCUGGCCAAAAGGCUCUGGUGCGAGACGUGCUCUCCCACCGAUGUGCUUCGAGUCCCAUUUUUGGUCUGCCCAAGGCUGUUGCUACAGUCGACAAAUACCAGGGAGAACAAAACGACUACAUUAUUCUUUCACUGACUCGCACGUCACGAGUGGGCUAUCUCCGCGACGUCCGUCGUAUGACUGUGGCCUUUUCUCGCGCCAGACUUGGACUCUACGUUCUUGGACGCCGAGAGGUGUUUGAAGCCUGCCCUGAGCUUCGACCGGCUUUCGACGUGCUUUUACAACGCCCGGAUAAACUAAUGCUAGUGACAGGGGAGCUGUACGGAGCUGAACGGCAAAACACAGAAGAAGACGGCCCAGUAGAGGGUGAAGUCGCCAUGGAGGGCGUUGAGCACAUAGGGCAGUAUGUAUUUGAAAUGACGCAAACCAAGAUCAACCAGCUACAGGCAGAGCAAGGCUUGCUGAUGGAAUCUAUGACAAUCGACGACGCGGGCGAGGAGGGACAGGGUGGCUAUUACGAUGAGGAAGAAGACAAAGCUCUAGAACCGGAUAUUCUUGAAGUCCGAGAGGGAGAGGCGAAUUAG